Molecule: messenger RNA, 2324 nt
Organism: Ziziphus jujuba (common jujube)
Lineage: Eukaryota; Viridiplantae; Streptophyta; Magnoliopsida; Rosales; Rhamnaceae
Exons: 6
Coding region: 762-2039 (425 amino acids)
Molecular function (GO): lipid binding
Source: RefSeq, a predicted model, not a curated record
CAACCGAGCAAAGGGAGGCAAGUGAGUGAGUGGCCAAACCCAAAAGCAACUUCGACCCGAGCAAAAGAAACAAAAUAAAAAAAACACAGAGUAGAAAAUCUUAUUUCAUAAAUCAACCUCUACUACUUGCUGUCUCGCUCUCCCCCAUCGCUCUCCCCCAUCGAACACAAAAAUCUUAUUUUAUAAUUAAUUUUACCAUUGGUUGUCUCUAUUUAUAUUAUUUAGCCCUAUUUGGUAUUUAUUCCCUCAAAAUCAAUUUUUAUUAUUAUAUUAUUAUUUUUUUAAAAAGAAAAACGCCACGGUGAAAUUACCGGCCAUUUGUAGAGAAUCAACUGGGUCUGGGCCUACGGUAAUCUGAACAACGCCUUUGUAUACCGCUUAUUUCUGAAAAUCUUAUCCUCUGCCCUGUCUUCUUCCUCCUCUUCUUCUCCUGCUAAUAAUCUUCUUCAUCCUCACCCUCUUUUUUUUUCAUAUAUAUAUUAUUUUAUUAUUUUCCUCUUUUUCUUUUAUACUCCUUUUUUUUUUUUUUUUCUUUGCCAUAUUGUUGAUUGAUAGGCUUUUCUUAUCCUCCGCCUCCUCUUCUCUUUUCUCUCAUUUCCAAGCCCUCGAAUAAUCGCUGUGCUUAACGCCCACGCUUGUUCGAUUCAAUAGAGGGUUUUUCUCUUUUGCUUUUUUUUUUUUUUUCUUUGAAGUUUUUUUUUCCUUCUUCUUAAUUAUUGAAGUUUUGUAAAUUUCGUAACUUCAUCGGGGAUUCGUCGGAAAUGGCUUUGGUUUCGGCUUUCUUGGAGAUUUUCCAAAGACCCUCGCUGGUGGACGUGUUGGGCGAGCUCGUAAUCUUCGUAGCCCCUUUGUGGAUUGCGGUUAUCGUAGGAGUUCUGGUUGGAUGGGCGUGGAAGCCUGAAUGGGUUUCUUUGGUCGGUAGAGACUCGUCUGUUUCUAAACAAGAAUCUUCCUCCUCGUCUCCGACUACAUCGUCCACGUGUUUUGCCUCCAUUCCCAGCUUGCAUUCCUUGAAAUUUCCUUUCUCCUGGGCCUCCGAUGACGAGGUUCACAAGGGGGCUUUGCCACCUGCACUUGAUUCCGAUAUUAGUUCCUCACAACUUGAACAAGAAAAAUCCACGCUUGUGACCCAACAAGAUUUACAACACAUAUGCCGGCUUGUUGAGGAGAAUGAUGGAGGUCCUGCUUGGAUUCAGAUGAUGGACCGUUCUACUCCAACUAUGAGCUAUCGAGCUUGGAGAAGAGAUCCUGUGACUGGACCUCCACAAUACCGAAGCAGUACUGUAUUUGAGGAUGCUACACCUGAGUUGGUGAGGGAUUUCUUUUGGGAUGAUGAGUUUAGAUUGAAGUGGGAUGAUAUGCUUAUACAUGCUAGUAUUUUGGAGGAGUGCCCUACCACAGGUACCAUGGUAGUGCACUGGGUGCGCAAGUUCCCCUUCUUUUGUAGCGACAGAGAAUACUUGAUAGGUCGUCGCAUUUGGGAAUCAGGACGAUCAUACUACUGUGUAACAAAGGGAGUACCUUGCUCUUCUGUGCCAAGACGCAACAAACCUAGACGAGUUGAUUUAUACUAUUCAAGUUGGUGCAUUCGUGCAGUUGAAUCUAAGAGAGGGAAUGGCCAGCUGACUGCCUGUGAGGUUUUGCUGUUUCAUCAUGAAGAUAUGGGUAUUCCAUGGGAAAUUGCAAAGCUUGGAGUCCGUCAGGGCAUGUGGGGAGCUGUUCAGAAAAUUGAUCCUGGCUUACGUGCAUAUCAGAAACAGAGAGCUUCUGGAGUUGCACUCUCUCGUUGUGCUUUCAUGGCUCAGAUCAACACAAAGGUUAGCGCAGACUACCUGAGAUCUGUGGAAAAUGCCAGUGAUGAUUCAAUAGAGGUUGAAAAACUUGAUUCAUCUGAGAAACCUUUAGGGAGGAAUAUACCUAAGCUUCUAAUUGUUAGUGGGGCUGUAGUCCUUGCCUGUAGUCUUGACCGAGGGCUCUUGACUAAGGCAGUCAUAUUUGGAGUCGCCCGAAGGUUUGCAAAAAUUGGAAGGAGGUUAUGAUCUGGAAUGAUUUUUGCAUCUAUUUUUGGAGAUGUCAACGAUGUUGUUGUAAAUUUGAAGUGAGAAAAUGGCAAAUGGUGGAUAUCCUCAAUUGCCCUACAUUCAUGGAGAGUCAAGGUGGUAUUCUUUUCCCUUUUUGUUUGAGCUAUGAAACAGCUUUAGAUUGGAGAAGAACCCCGGCCAGAAGAGUCAUAAAAAAGGAAAAGAGAAAUCUAUAAUUGUAUUCAUUAAAGUAGGAAAUGUUAUAAAGGAUCUUCUUCAAAUAACAAGAACAUUCAGCUUUAA